AUGCUUUUCGAAAGUUUUGAUCUGGUUUCUGCGCUGGCUACCCUUGCUGCAUGCCUGGUAUCAUUGACUCUGCUCUUGGCAGUGUCCCGGCAGCUGCGCCGGGCAGCCACUCGGGACAAAAGCUGCAAGUUACCGAUCCCUAAAGGGUCUAUGGGAUUCCCCUUAAUCGGAGAAACGUUCCACUGGCUGCUCCAGGGAUCCUGCUUCCAAUCGUCCAGGAGGGAGAAAUUUGGCAACGUCUUUAAGACUCACUUGCUGGGACGCCCCUUAAUCCGGGUGACCGGCGCCGAGAACGUGCAGAAGAUCCUGAUGGGAGAGCACCACCUGGUGAGCACGGAGUGGCCCCGGAGCACCAGGAUGCUCCUUGGACCCAACACGGUGGCCAGCUCCAUCGGGGACAUCCACAGGCACAAGAGAAAGGUAUUCUCCAAAAUCUUCAGCCACGAAGCUCUGGAGAGUUACCUCCCGAAGAUCCAGCUGGUGAUCCAGGAUACUCUCCGGAUGUGGAGCAGCACCCCGGAGCCCAUCAACGUCUAUUACGAGGCGCAGAAGCUCACCUUCCGCAUGGCCAUCCGUGUCCUGCUGGGCUUCUGCAUCUCUGAUGAGGAGCUCACCCGACUCUUCGAGGUCUACCAGCAGUUUGUGGAGAACGUCUUCUCGCUGCCCGUGGAUCUGCCCUUCAGUGGCUACAGGCGGGGGAUCCGAGCUUGGGAGAUUUUGCAGAAGGGGCUGGAGAAAGCCAUUCGGGAGAAGCUGCAGAACACGCAGGGCAAGGACUAUUCCGAUGCCCUGGACAUCCUGAUAGAAAGCGGCAAGGAGCACGGCAAAGAGCUGACCAUGCAGGAGCAGGGUCUUGUGCAUCUCCGGGGAAGCUCAGCCUUGGGUCAGUUCCUCCCUUAA
Emys orbicularis (European pond turtle) is the source of this 900-nucleotide messenger RNA. Its product is annotated as cytochrome P450 26B1-like. Gene Ontology annotation, molecular function: iron ion binding; oxidoreductase activity, acting on paired donors, with incorporation or reduction of molecular oxygen; monooxygenase activity. Gene Ontology annotation, biological process: sterol metabolic process. The record is from RefSeq and is a predicted model, not a curated record. Bases 1 to 900 code for a protein of 299 amino acids. NCBI's taxonomy places the organism in Eukaryota, Metazoa, Chordata, Testudines, Emydidae. The transcript has 5 exons.